CUUGUUUUUGGCUUUUUGCCCAGAUUCCCCGAUCCGAGACCGCCGUCGCAUUCCUCCAGUAUCCCGUCCAUAUACAUUCUACGAUCAGGAAUACAUAAACCGUCUUCUGUGUAUUCCUGAUCGCCCCAGAUUUGAGAACUUCGCAUCCAGUUGCAAAUCCGUCUUCUGUGUAUUAUUCAGUUCAGUCAGCUAGAGCGAUGGCGGCCGCUGGUUCAGUCCAGAAAACAGACGAAGAAUGGCGGGCGAUUCUCUCUCCCGAGCAGUUCCGAAUCCUCCGCGAGAAGGGAACCGAGUAACUCCUCCCUCCCUCACUCACCUCUCUUCCGAUUCAAUUGCGCAAUUUCCAAAAGGAAACUUUUCAAAGCUGAUCUUGCUGUUUAAUAGGUUGAAAUCCACGGGGGAAUACGACAAGUUCUUCGAGGAAGGAAUCUACAAAUGCGCUGGCUGCGGCACUCCUCUUUACAAAUCGGGCACCAAGUUCAAUUCCGGCUGUGGGUGGCCGGCUUUCUUUGAGGGACUCCCCGGAGCCAUCCAUCGCACUCCGGACCCAGAUGGGAGGAGAACUGAGAUCACUUGUGCAGCUUGUGGCGGGCACUUGGGCCAUGUUUUCAAGGGCGAAGGGUUCAAGACCCCAACAGAUGAACGCCACUGCGUCAACAGCGUCUCUAUCAAGUUUGAUUCUGGGAAUUGAUGAGGUUUGAUCUUAGCUUGUGGUGUGGGAAUAUGCUGGAAUGUAUGUCUGACGAAUCAAACUGAUCAGAAAGCAGCUGCGAUCAUCCUGUUGAGAUUGAAAUCGUGUGAAAAGCAAUAAUGGAGAAUAUGUUGGGUUGGGUUGGGUUGAUUAAUUUCGAAUCUGUUGUCUGUUACCUAAUGUUUGCUUUACUCACUGUUAAGGUGAAGCCAUUAUUCCAAGCAAAUUUUAGUCUGAUGCUUCUUUUCAUCGUUGAUACCAUAUUCUCACUGGGUAUUGCAUUUGCAUCUACAACUUACUGUCCUGUCUUAGUUAGUUGGCUGAUCUUCAAGUUUGGUGCCGUAUCAUAUUUGUUUCAGAAGAAGGAUGAGAAAUCUUGAAUCUUUCUUCCCUAGAAAGGUGGGAACCUCUCCUCCUGGCUGAUAGAUAAAAUUGGCGCGCUAGAAUUGAAUGGUCAAACUUGGAAGAUUUGCACUGAUUG
Molecule: messenger RNA, 1172 nt
Organism: Linum tenue
Lineage: Eukaryota; Viridiplantae; Streptophyta; Magnoliopsida; Malpighiales; Linaceae
Source: the annotation of a GenBank genome assembly